CGCCGACCGCAGCUUUACCUUUUUCGUGCAAUUCGUAUCCCUGUUUUCUUAAAUCUCUUUCAUUUAACCCUAAUUCCCAAAUUCAAUAUCGAUUCGCUACCAACUCUCCGGAUUUAUCACGGAUUCUUUCGAUUCUCGUCUUCGGCUAUAGAUCGAGCUAUUUUUCAAAGCCUGCCGUUGUGUCAAUCGAUUUCUAGGUUAGGGUUUCAAUUUUUUGUUGUCUUUUCAUCAGAUCUGUUAGAUCUAUCAUCCCUUUCGGUGAAUCAACCGGUUUCCCCUUGCAGAUAGUUUUGUAUUUGUCCUAUUUUUCCAGAUCUUGAUAUUUUUGUAUUCUCGAUCCAUCUAGAGGUUGAGAAUCGACUCUUCGUUUCUUAUUCAGCCGUUCGAUUUGUUUUGUAUUAAAUUCAUUAAACCGUAGUGUCUCGUAUAUAUGAUUUGUUCAAAUUCCCGUACUUUGUGAAAUUGGGGAUCUAGGGUUAGGGUUUCUUUGUAAGUUUAAAAAUUUAUUAUAAUCGAUCGAUUAUUUUUACUUCAAAUUAGGAAUCUUGCGUAACGUUCUCCUAUUCAGCCUGUGAGCUUCCGUAAAAAUAAAGACAGCUACUGUUUCAACUACAUACGAAUUUACUUGAGAGUUAAAACAUGGUGCAAAAACGACAUUUAGCAGAAAAGGAGUAUGAUGUUUCACCCAAACACUUGAAGUUGGAACAUAGUUGUGAAUUACUUCCGUUUUUGCAAUUUACUAAAGAAGAUGCACCCUUUUCAUCAGAUAAAGAUGAGGCUUGCUUCUUUAAACCAAUUAUUGAAGUUGACUAUGGAUUUCUAAGUGACAAAUUCACUGAUCAUGAUCCUGACACCACCACCAAAUAUUACGAUUAUACCCUUCCACAUCGCCUUUCCACCUCAUCAUCAUCAAGCAUCACCACAAGUGAAGAAGACUUAAAGUCAGAGCAACCACAAAGAUUGUUAAUUCAGAAAGAAAACAAAUAUUCUUACCUUUUACAACACCCCCCUCUAAAAAAAACCCCAAUUGGACCUCAAUAUCAAGCUGAAAUUCCCGAUUGUUAUGAACUCAAUCCACAACAUGAUGACAAUGAGAUUAAAUUCAUCGGAUCUUGUGUCAUCCAAAUGCCUAAAUCUUUAACUUCACAUGACAAAACUGUUGGAAGAGGAAGAACCGACUGUUUCUGUAAAAACACCGGGUCCUUCAAAUGCAUCCAACAACAUAUUAAGGAAGCAAGGGAGACACUAAAGGGUACAAUUGGAAACAAAAAGUUUGAAGAUUUAGGGUUUGGUAACAUGGGAGAAUCAGUUGCUAAUAAAUGGAGUGAAGAAGAUGAACAUUUGUUUCAUGAUGUUGUGUAUUCGAAUCCCGUGUCAUUCGGUAAAAACUUCUGGAAUCAUCUUUCAGAAGUAUUCCCUUCACGUUCAAUUCAUGAGAUUGUUAGCUACUAUUUCAAUGUGUUUAUGUUGCGAAUAAGAGCAGAGCAGAAUAGAUUUGAUCCAAUGAAUGCUGAUAGUGAUGAUGAUGAAUGGCAAGGGAGUGAUGAAUCAGAGGAAACAGACAGAUGUGAUUCCGGUGAACGUCGGAAUGGAAUUGAGGAUUCUGUUGUCGAUGAGUUUUUUGAACCCUCGGAUCAUAGAGUGUGGGAUGUUGGUUAUUUUUCAUGUUCAAGAACUAAAAGUGAUUUCUUGCCAACUGGAAGUAUGAUUGAAGAGGUGUUUGGUGUGGAAUCUUGGAACUUUGAUGAUGACAAAAACUCAAACUAGUAGAAGACUCGAGUAAAAGCAUGUCCAAUUUUUUGUUGUACAUUUACCUUAUUACCCUUGGUUAGCAUUUGAGAGGUUAACUUAUAGGGUUUCGCCCAUCUGUUUACAAAUUGUGGGAUGAAUUUGUUGUAUAAGAAGAUAGUAAAUAGUGGGGAAAAUGAAAAUUGAGAGUCAAGAUUUCAGUGAGAAUUUGUAACAGGCGAAUACUUAAUGGAAGUUUGUUUGACUCA
Messenger RNA from Lactuca sativa (garden lettuce), 1997 nucleotides. RefSeq lists its product as uncharacterized. Lineage: Eukaryota; Viridiplantae; Streptophyta; Magnoliopsida; Asterales; Asteraceae. The record is from RefSeq and is a predicted model, not a curated record.